This is a messenger RNA of Otolemur garnettii (small-eared galago), 1674 nucleotides long. It is a transcript of the gene ACER3, whose product is annotated as alkaline ceramidase 3. Gene Ontology annotation, biological process: phytosphingosine biosynthetic process; ceramide metabolic process. The record is from RefSeq and is a predicted model, not a curated record. The transcript is spliced from 10 exons. The coding region runs from base 102 to 800 and encodes 232 amino acids. Gene Ontology annotation, cellular component: endoplasmic reticulum membrane. NCBI's taxonomy places the organism in Eukaryota, Metazoa, Chordata, Mammalia, Primates, Galagidae.
GGCGCGAGCUGGAGCGCGAGCAGGGCCGGAGCCGGCCUGGUAGCCCGCCUAGCCAAGAGCAGCUAGCGGAGCGCCUGGGCGGCGGUGGCGGCUGCCGUGCGAUGGCUCCCGCCGCGGACCGGAAGGGCUACUGGGGCCCCACGACCUCCACGCUGGACUGGUGCGAGGAGAACUACGCCGUGACUUGGUACAUCGCCGAGUUCUGGAAUACAGUGAGUAACCUGAUUAUGAUCAUACCUCCAAUUUUUGGUGCAAUUCAAAGUAUUAGAGAUGGUCUGGAGAAACGGUACAUUGCUUCUUAUUUAGCACUCACAGUGGUAGGAAUGGGAUCCUGGUGCUUCCACAUGACUCUGAAAUAUGAAAUGCAGCUGCUGGAUGAACUCCCAAUGAUUUACAGCUGUUGCAUAUUUGUGUACUGCAUGUUUGAAUGUUUCAAGGCCAAGAACUCAGUAAACUACCACCUGCUUUUUACAUUAAUUCUAUUCAGUUUAAUAGUAACCACAGUUUACCUUAAGGUAAAAGAGCCUGUAUUCCAUCAGGUCAUGUAUGGAGUGUUGGUCUUCACAUUAGUAGUUCGAUCUAUUUAUAUUGUUACGUGGGUUUAUCCAUGGCUUAGAGGACUGGGUUAUACAUCCUUGGGUAUAUUUUUAUUAGGAUUUUUAUUUUGGAAUAUAGAUAACAUCUUUUGUGAGUCACUGAGUUUAUAUACAAGAACACUUUAUCUGAGAUACAGGCCAAAAGUGAAGUUUCUCUUCGGAAUCUGGCCAGUGAUCCUGUUUGAGCCUCUCAGGAAGCACUGAUGAAUUAUUCCACCAGGAAAACAAAACAACACCUGCCAAAGGCCUGGCAGAAUAAAUAAAGAAAUCCGUAAAGAUCUACACGUUUAAAUACAUCAUAACCAUUGCAGCAGAGGAGGGACUUUCUUACUAAUGCUGCCAGCCACACAGAAAAUGAGGAAUGGGAGCUGCUGCGUGUUUAGCUCAUGGCUUUAUCUCAUUUGUCCUCCUCCUCCUCCUUUUACCCUAAAAUGUUUAUAAAGAAACAGAUAUGUAUAUGUAUAUACGCAAAUGCCGAAAAAAUUGGGCUUUUCUUUACAGGUUAACAGUUUGUGCUGGUUGUAGGAAAUUAACCUUUUUAUGACAAGAGUUGCACGUGAAUUAUACCUUUCUUAAUAUUUGAUUAAAUAAUGAAAUUGGUCAGCUAAGGACUGGCAAAACCUUAUAUCCAAAUGGUCAGCCAUGAAGGAACACUCAGCUGUGUCAGCUUUGAUUUAUAUUGUUUUCUCAUUAACCUCAUGGAUGAUUUUCCAAGGUAAAAACAGAGCUAGCUUUGGGAUUCUGUGUCAUCCUUCACUGUCUGUCCCAAUGCUAGUCGGAGUGACCUGCCACUGGGUCCUACACUUGUCAUAUCCUAGGAUUUAUGGUGGGCUCUGGGGCAUCCAUUUUUGGUAUGGCCACAGCCAGGCAGAGUGGAUGGGUCAUCUUGUAACCUUCUGCAGGUCCACAAGGACACCUACAGAAUGUUUCCUUUGAUCUUUGCCAGUCUUUAAGUUGUCACUUUUUUUAUGGCUAGGCAAACAUAACCGGUGAUCUAACCUUCCCGUAUCCCACCCUUCUAACAUAACUUGUUUGAAGUUAUCAGAGAAUGUCAUUACACUCUGAUUUUUUUUAACCA